GCUUGCUAAAGCUGUAAUCCUGAAGGAAGUACUCAAGAAAAAUGACUCAUUGGUUUCAUCGAAACCCUUUGAAAGCUACAGCUCCUGUCUCAUUCAAUUAUUAUGGGGUGGUCACCACUCCUGCUGCAACAAAGAUGUGCAAUGAUUUAAGGUUAUCAAGAACACAGCUCCUGGAUCUUUUUACAGAUUUGAGUUGUACUCCAGAUAUGAUGAAAAAUUCGACUGAUACUUAUUUCUCACUCUUGAAAGGGUUCAUCGUUUCACUGGAUGACUCUUCGCAAGACAGCAAGUUGAGAUACAUUCAGAAUUUUAAGUGGACAGAUACCUUACAAGGGCACGUACCAAGUGCCCAGCAAGAUGCUGUGUUUGAGCUUGUUUCCAUGGGAUUUAAUGUGGCUUUGUGGUAUACUAAAUACGCAUCCAGGCUGUCUGGGAAAGAAGACAUAACAGAAGAUGAAGCAAAAGAUGUCCACCGAAGUUUGAAAAUGGCAGCUGGGAUUUUUAAACACUUAAAGGAAAGCCACAUCCCUAAAUUGAUCACUCCAGUAGAAAAGGGACGAGAUUUAGAAGCUCGGCUUAUAGACUCCUACAUCAUCCAGUGCCAAGCUGAAGCGCAAGAAGUGACAAUUGCCCGAGCUAUUGAGCUGAAACACAAUCCUGGUCUAAUAGCUGCUCUGGCCUAUGAAACAGCCAAUUUCUACCAAAAAGCAGAUCAAACACUGUCAAGUCUGGAUCCAGCAUACACAAUUAAGUGGCGAAAAUACCUUCAUUUGAAGUCCAGUUUCUAUAUGGCCUAUGCUUACUGCUACCAUGGCCAAACCCUCUUGGCUGCUGAUAAAUGCGGAGAAGCAGUAAGAUCUCUGCAAGAAGCAGAAAAAUUUUUUUCCAAGGCGGAAGCAUUGUGCAAAGAAUAUGGUGAAACCAAAGGGCCUGGAACUACAGCUAAGCCUUCAGGGCAUCUCUUUUUUAGAAAACUGGGAACUCAGGUGAAAAAUACCUUGGAAAAAUGCCUGCGAGAAAAUGGAUUCAUCUAUUUCCAGAAGAUUCCCCCAGAGGCUCCUCAGUUGGAGCUAAAGGCAAACUAUGGUCUUGUUGAGCCUGUUCCUUUUGAGUUCCCUGCCGUGCACGCACACUGGACACCAGAAACCCUCGCUGCAUUUGAUCUCACCAAGAGGCUAAAGGAGGACAGUGCUAAACCGAAGCCAGAAGAGGAAGUGAAACCUGUCAAAGAGCCCGAUAUAAAACCUCAAAAAGACACGGGUUGUCAGAUUUCUUAAACUCCACAAGUGCAUUGAAUACCCCUUGUAAGCUGCAUUUUGCAAACUCUGGGGUUUCAUUGUUUACCCCCUUUGCUGAUUCUUCUGGACUCCUU
Messenger RNA from Euleptes europaea (tarantolino), 1372 nucleotides. RefSeq names its product BRO1 domain and CAAX motif containing (gene BROX). The record is from RefSeq and is a predicted model, not a curated record. NCBI's taxonomy places the organism in Eukaryota, Metazoa, Chordata, Lepidosauria, Squamata, Sphaerodactylidae. The transcript has 12 exons. The coding region runs from base 42 to 1277 and encodes 411 amino acids.